AUAUAAUUGAUAAUUCUCUGAAAACACACGUCUUUCACGUUGCUACUGUGUUUGGAAGGGGAGAAAAAAAAAGUAGCAUAAAAAGCUCCAUUCUGCUUUCCCUCUGUUCUGUUUUUUGUUGGGUGGUUUGAAGUGGACACAUGCACCAAUAACUCUUCAGCUACUAACCUUUACUUUCAUUUGCCAUUGUUUCAAGCUAUACAAGCUACAUGCUUUUUCUUUUGUGGUCAUUGGUUCUUUAUAAAUAUAUCAAGGAAAAAGGGUUCAUUUCCAAUCUGUAAAGGGUUGAAGGUGAAUUUGGUUUAUUCCACUUCCGAUAUCUCUUCAACGCUUUUCCUUAGCAUUGUCUCGAGUGGGAACCUUUUCUUCUGGCAUUGGGUUUCUUAAAAGGGUAUAGUUGGAAUCUUGGGAGGGAUUGAAGUCGUUUUUUUCCCUCUCUUCAGCCUUCGUCUUUGCAUUGUCUUGGCAAGUAAAAAGCUGUUUUUCUUUUCCAUCAAUUUUCUGGUACUGAGUUCCUUAGAAGGAAGGGAUUGAAGUGUUGUGAAGGAGAAGAUGUCGAUCCCAAAGGAGCUAGAGCAAGUUAUGAAGCUGAGAGGGGGAUCAGUGUUGGGUAAAAAGACCAUUCUCAAGAGUGACCAUUUCCCUGGAUGCCAAAACAAGCGCUUGUCUCCCCAGAUCGAUGGUGCUCCCAAUUACCGUCAGGCGGAUUCAUUGCGUGUUCAUGGUGUUGCUAUUCCAACAAUUGUUGGAAUUCAAAAUGUUCUUAAACAUAUUGGAGCCCAGAAAGAUGGGAAGCAAGCACGUGUUCUUUGGAUUAGUCUACGGGAGGAACCGGUUGUAUAUAUUAACGGACGUCCUUUUGUUUUGCGUGAUGUGGAAAUGCCAUUCUCGAACCUUGAAUACACGGGAAUUAACAGGGAUAGGGUUGAGCAAAUGGAAACUCGAUUAAAGGAAGAUAUUCUGAUGGAAGCUGCCAGAUAUGGAAAUAAGAUCCUUGUCACCGAUGAACUGCCGGAUGGUCAGAUGGUGGACCUGUGGGAACGAUUGUCCUCUAAUUCUGUGAAGACACCACUAGAGGUGUAUGAAGAAUUGCAACUCAAAGGGUACCUGGUUGACUAUGAGCGUGUGCCUAUAACAGAUGAAAAAUCACCGAAGGAGAUGGAUUUUGAUAUUCUGGUUAAUAAACUUUCUCAAGCUGAUAUAAGGACAGAGGUUAUUUUUAAUUGUCAAAUGGGACGAGGAAGAACUACUACUGGCAUGGUGAUUGCAACAUUGGUUUAUCUCAAUAAAAUUGGAGCUUCUGGCAUUCCAAGAACCAAUUCAAUAGGGCGAGUUUCUGAGUCUGGUUCUAAUGUCACUGACAAUCUGCCCAAUUCCAAGGAAGCAAUUCGGAGAGGAGAAUAUACUGUCAUAAGAAGCCUGAUUCGGGUCCUAGAGGGUGGUGUUGAAGGGAAAAGACAAGUGGACAAGGUCAUUGACAAAUGUGCUUCAAUGCAGAACUUAAGAGAAGCGAUUGCCACUUAUCGUAAUAGUAUUCUUCGUCAGCCGGAUGAGAUGAAGAGGGAAGCAUCACUUUCAUUUUUUAUGGAGUACUUGGAGAGAUAUUACUUUCUUAUAUGCUUUGCUGUAUACAUUCAUUCAGAGAGAGCAGCUCUCCAUUCUAGUUCCUCUAAUCAUACCAGUUUUGCUGACUGGAUGAAGGCAAGGCCAGAGCUAUAUAGCAUUAUUCGCAGGCUGUUGCGAAGAGAUCCAAUGCGUGCUCUUGGAUAUGCAAGUUUGAAGCCGUCUUUGAAAAAGAUUGUUGAAUCUGCUGAUGGUCACCCUCAUGAAGUGGGUUUAGUUGCUGCUCUCAGAAAUGGAGAGGUUCUUGGGAGCCAGACUGUUCUAAAAAGUGACCAUUGUCCUGGUUGUCAGAAUGUAAGCUUACCUGAGAGAGUAGAGGGUGCUCCUAAUUUCAGAGAGGUUCCUGCGUUUCCAGUUUAUGGCGUUGCAAAUCCAACAAUUGAUGGAAUUCGAUCUGUCAUUCGAAGAAUUGGCAGCUCCAAAGGUGGUCGUCCAGUUUUUUGGCACAAUAUGCGGGAAGAACCUGUCAUCUACAUUAAUGGAAAGCCAUUUGUUCUCCGUGAGAUCGAAAGACCCUAUAAGAACAUGUUGGAAUACUCGGGAAUUGAUUGUGAGAGAGUGGAGAGAAUGGAAGCUCGAUUGAAGGAAGAUAUCCUUCGAGAAGCUGAACGCUAUGAUGGUGCUAUAAUGGUCAUUCAUGAGACAGAUGAUGGGCAAAUAUUUGAUGCUUGGGAACAUGUCAACUCUGAUUCUUUACAAACUCCACUAGAGGUUUUUAAAUGCUUAGAGGAUGAUGGUUUUCCCAUUAAGUAUGCACGUGUGCCCAUUACUGAUGGCAAAGCUCCCAAAAGUUCUGACUUUGAUACUGUAGCUGCAAACAUUGCUUCUGCCUCAAAGGAUACUGCUUUUGUAUUCAAUUGCCAGAUGGGAAGAGGGAGGACAACUACUGGUGCUGUAAUAGCUUGCCUUGUUAAGCUUCGUAUUAGUUACGGGAGACCGAUUAAAGUCCUGCUUGAUGAGGUGAAGCAUGAACAGCCAGAUGGAAGCUCUUCAAGUGGUGAAGAAAGUGAAAGUAAUGCCACUAGAUUGACCUCUAGCACUGUUGAAGUAAGAACUAGAACUGAGCAAGGCUAUGCAUUUGGCAUAGAUGAUAUCCUAUUGCUGUGGAAAAUAACAAGAUUAUUUGAUAAUGGGGUGGAGUGCCGUGAGGCCUUAGAUGCAAUUAUUGAUAGAUGUUCAGCACUCCAGAACAUACGACAAGCAGUUCUGCAGUACCGGAAGGUAUUCAACCAACAGCAUGUUGAACCAAGGGUGAGGAGAGUAGCACUGAACCGUGGAGCUGAGUACUUGGAGCGGUACUUCCGUUUAAUUGCUUUUUCUGCAUAUCUUGGAAGUGAAGCAUUUGAUGGGUUUUGUGGACAAGGAGAAUGCAUGAUGACAUUUAAGAGUUGGUUGCAUCAGAGACCAGAGGUCCAGGCAAUGAAAUGGAGUAUUAGAUUAAGGCCUGGGCGAUUUUUUAAUGUCCCUGAGGAGUUGAGAGCGCCACAUGAAUCCCAACAUGGUGAUGCUGUGAUGGAGGCCAUUGUGAAGGCACGUAACGGUUCUGUUUUAGGAAAAGGCUCUAUACUUAAAAUGUACUUCUUUCCCGGUCAGAUAACUUCCAGCCGCAUCCAAAUUCAUGGUGCACCUCAUGUUUUUAAGGUCAAUGGAUACCCUGUUUAUAGCAUGGCAACUCCAACAAUUAUUGGUGCUAAAGAGAUGCUAGCAUAUCUUGGUGCCAAGUCCAAUGCAAGAGUUGCUGGUCAGAAAGUGGUAAUAACUGAUCUGAGGGAAGAGGCGGUUGUUUACAUUCAUGGCACACCAUUUGUACUGAGGGAGUUAAAUAAGCCUGUUGAUACCCUAAAGCAUGUUGGAAUUACUGGCCCUGUGGUGGAAAACAUGGAGGCACGACUAAAGGAAGAUAUAUUGUCUGAGGUUAGACAGUCUGGUGGCCGAAUGCUUUUACAUCGUGAAGAAUAUUGCCCAUCUUCAAAUCAGUCCAGUGUUGUAGGGUACUGGGAAAACAUCUUUCCUGAUGAUGUGAAGACACCUGCUGAAGUUUAUGCUGCUCUAAAAGAUGAGGGGUAUAAUAUAGCAUAUGGAAGGAUACCUUUAACUAGAGAGAGAGAGGCUUUAGCUUCUGAUGUGGAUGAAAUCCAGAACUGUCGAGAUGAGCCCUCAGCAUGUUACCUUUAUGUCUCGCACACCGGAUUUGGAGGGGUUGCAUACACAAUGGCAAUUAUCUGCUGCAGACUUGAUGCCGAGGUGAACUUUGGGACAUCCAGCGUCACACAAACAAUGGUUAAUGGAGAUCAAUAUUCUACACCUGAAGAAAGCUUGCCAUCCUGGACUUCUGAAGAAGAAGCACGAAGGAUGGGUGAUUACCGUGACAUACUAAGCCUUACUAGAGUUCUCAUGCAUGGUCCCAAAAGCAAAGCAGAUGUUGAUAUCAUUAUUGAAAGGUGUGCUGGUGCAGGGCAUAUACGAGAUGAUAUCCUUCACUAUAGUAAGGAACUUGAGGAAGUCGCGGAUGAUGACGAUGAGCACCGAGCAUACCUCAUGGAUAUGGGUAUUAAAGCUUUAAGGCGUUACUUUUUCCUCAUAACAUUCCGGUCAUACCUAUAUUGCAAGUCUCCAACAGAGACAAAAUUCACAUCUUGGAUGGAUGCAAGGCCAGAACUUGGACAUCUUUGUAAUAAUCUUAGAAUUGAUAAAUAAUUUGGCAUACUAUAGUUCCCUUCAAAAUGUCAAAUGUAUAUUUGUAUUUAUGUAUGCAUGUAUGUAUGUAGAUUGUAUAGGUCUCAAUGCCUAUGAAUUAUUGCCCUAUCCAGUUUUUACCAUCUUUACCGGUGUAUGAUUGAUUGCUUUUAUAUGAAUAUGAUGAGGGUUAGUAAUUUGAUGUGAAA
Messenger RNA from Gossypium arboreum, 4508 nucleotides. RefSeq lists its product as uncharacterized. The record is from RefSeq and is a predicted model, not a curated record. The transcript is spliced from 19 exons. NCBI's taxonomy places the organism in Eukaryota, Viridiplantae, Streptophyta, Magnoliopsida, Malvales, Malvaceae. Bases 553 to 4320 code for a protein of 1255 amino acids.